AAACAAACAGUUAUAUACAUUGAAAAACACUUURGGGACAGUCCUGACACCCCAUUUAAUCGAUAAACUACUUGUUGAUGUUGUUGUGUCUAAUUGUGUCGGUGCUGUUGCUGAUGGUGUCGACCGGUAUGAUCGCCGCCGCCGCCGCUGCCGACAAUCUUAACCAAUGCAAGGAAAACGUCCGAUCGAUGACCUCCUGUACGUAUCACAGAUGGGGAAUGGCCGACGGCUAUAAUAAACCACUGGAGGAAUGUUGUGCCGAUCUUGAGAUCUACUGUAUCCGUAAGAAAGUUAGCAAUGAGUGCAAGUUGCCGAUGCUUGACGACUGGCAGGAGGCCUACAAUAACAGUCAGAAACACUGCGCCCACAACAAUGUGAUCGCCGACGAGCCGAAAUGUGURMCCCUAUGGACUCAUCCGGAGUUUCCCUGUGAUUAUGCUGACCAUCACCUAUACUAUCCGUGUCUCAACAGUGACGGCCGACUAUCGCCAAAGUCAACACACUCGGAGGCAGCGGCUGAGUCGGCGGCCAAGUCGUCGGUAAACUGUCCAUCACUGCUGAUGAUGAUGAUCGACAUCGUUAAUAUCGAUAAUGUUAUUGCCCGUUAUGAUAUUUCAAUAUUUAGUGUUAAAUUAGUCGGUAUUUUUGAUUGUCAUAAACGGUUGUUACAGUAA
Molecule: messenger RNA, 674 nt
Organism: Oppia nitens
Lineage: Eukaryota; Metazoa; Arthropoda; Arachnida; Sarcoptiformes; Oppiidae
Exons: 3
Coding region: 78-674 (198 amino acids)
Source: RefSeq, a predicted model, not a curated record